AACCUAUAACUCACCUCCCAUUUGCUGCUGCCAUUUAUUGCCAAGUUAUAUGAGAGUCUGAACCAGAGAAAAGCAACACAUAUGUGCAGAGCACAAGGCAAAGGAAAUUACAAUUCACAUCAAAAGCCAAUAAUCAGAAAAAUGGAUCCCAGCAAUCAGCCCCCAGGUGCCUGGAAUUCAUUUGAGAAAUCAGGGAUGCUGCAGCCUACAUCACCACCACCAGCAUACCAGGACAAUCCUGCUGGAUACCCGACCUCUUUUCCAAGCCAGCCAGUCCCCCAGGGCUCCUAUGCCCAAGGGCCAUAUCCUGGCCAAUCUGUGGUUGAUGUGCAGCCUACAGUUUUUGUGACCGCCGCUCCACUGGCCAAUCCACUGCCAGAUUACCUGUGCUAUUCCAUCUUUACCAUGUUCUGCUGCUGCUUAUUUCUGGGCUUCGCUGCACUGAUUUUCUCCUGGUCUACUCGAAAUGCCAACUACUCAGGACAGCGAGCAUUAGCAGAGAAGAACUCCAAAAUGGCACGCACCCUGAAUCAUGUCGCCGUUGCUGUUGGGCUUGUCUUCCUUGUAGUGUUUAUUAUCUUACAGUUUGUGAAGAUUUAGAGAUAACAGCUGUUAGAGCUGUCAUAGUUGGAUGCAGAUUACAAAUAGAUUUGGUUCUCUGCUUUUUAAAUGUUAUUUGGUCAAUGAAUCAUUACACUUAAAACAUGCUGAUAAUUAUGUUUAUGAUUAUUAUUAUGUUUAAAACAUUGAAAGCUUUGACUGGCCAGCUAAAUUUAUCAUGAUAGAACAAUACUUUGUCCUGUAUUUUCUUAAUUAUUAAUUAAUAACAGGAAUAUAUUCUCAGUGCAGAUGAGUCUGUCAUGAGUCUGUAAGACCAACCAAAUGACAAUCCAUUUUCAAUAUUUUUUAUUGAGUUACUUGUGUUUUUUGUUGUUGUUUUUUUAGACUUUUGCUUAUCUUAAAUAUCUUGUGUGCAGCUGUGCUGUUUUUUUUUUGUUUGUUUGUUUUGUACAUACCUGCGCAUAUUUUUUACAUUGACACGUGUAAAAAACAAAGGAGAGCUGGAUCAAAAUGCAGUGAGUUUUAUAAACAAGCUAAUCAAACAUGAGCUCCAGGAAGAGAAUAAGUGUACCAAACAUAACAUCCACGUAAGAACAAGACUAGACAAUGAACACAAGAAAUACUGGUGUUUAAAUACACAAAGGCUAACAAGGGGCUGAUGAUGAGGGACAGGUGUAGGUGAAUAGUAGUCAUGGAAACAAAUGAGGGUAACUAUGGAAACAAGGUACAAAGCAAAUAUUCCCAUCAAGAUCCACAUUGUUGAAAGACACUAUAUAUUUAGAAAAAAUAUUUAAUUAUGAAUUCCAUUGUUGUAUUUAAUUAACAUACAGUACCUGUCAAAAGUCUGGAAACAUUACAGUGUUUUAAUGGUUUUGAACAAAAGUCUUUUAUGCAAACAUGUUAAGCAGCACAGCUGUUUUCAACAUUGAUAAUAAUAAUAUGAAGAAUACCUGAGCAGCAA
This is a messenger RNA of Megalobrama amblycephala (Wuchang bream), 1522 nucleotides long. Its product is annotated as interferon-induced transmembrane protein 10-like. Gene Ontology annotation, cellular component: membrane. The transcript is spliced from 2 exons. NCBI's taxonomy places the organism in Eukaryota, Metazoa, Chordata, Actinopteri, Cypriniformes, Xenocyprididae. The coding region runs from base 82 to 600 and encodes 172 amino acids. The record is from RefSeq and is a predicted model, not a curated record.